Messenger RNA from Dictyostelium discoideum AX4, 1371 nucleotides. Its product is annotated as pirin family protein. The record is from RefSeq and is a predicted model, not a curated record. The transcript has a single exon. The coding region runs from base 1 to 1371 and encodes 456 amino acids. NCBI's taxonomy places the organism in Eukaryota, Evosea, Eumycetozoa, Dictyosteliales, Dictyosteliaceae.
AUGAUGAUGGAUUGCUUCUCAACACCAGUCCAAAGAAAUAAUAACAUUAAUAAUAAUAAUAACAAUAGUAAUAAUAAUAAUAAUAAUAAUAAUAAUAAUUGUACAAUUAGUACUAGUGGUAGUAGUAGUAGUAGUAGUGGUGGUGGUGAAAUUAAUUGUAAUAAAAAUGAAAAAGAAGUUAUUGUUAAAGUAUUAAAGAAUGGAUUAAUAGAGAGUAAUUCAUUAUUUAAAGUAUAUAGAUUUGAAAAGAAUAUGUGUGACGGUGGAGGAUUUGUAUUGAAUAGAUUAAUAGGUGGUGAUAAAGAGUUACAACAUAUUGAUCCAUUUGUAUUGUUGGAUGAAAUUAAUACCAAUUCACCUCAAGAAUAUGAAAAAGGAUUCCCAGAUCAUCCACAUCGUGGUAUUCAAUUGGUGACAUAUAUGUUGGAAGGUUUGAUGGUACAUAAUGAUUCGUUAGGUAAUAAAGUUGUAUUAAAGACAGGUGAUCUUCAAUGGAUACUAUCGGGUAAAGGUAUAGUACAUAGUGAGAUGCCAUCCUCGACAACCUCUAAACUUUGGGUCAUUCAUUAUUGGUUAAAUUUACCAAAACAAUUGAAAAUGGUUGAACCAGAUUACCAAUAUGUAUCGAAUGAAUCAAUUCCAUUAAUUCAACGUACAAAUGGUAAUACUGAUUUCAUGAUUAAAGUUAUCUCUGGUCAAUAUUUAGAUAAUGAAACAAAGAUAUUACAUAAAAGUCCUUUAAAAAGUUUAGGUUUAAAUCCUCAAGUUUUAGAUAUUGAUAUAAAAUUAAAUACUGAUAAUAAUAAUAAUAACAAUCAACUUAUAAGUGCAGAUAAUGGUGAUAAUGGUGGUGAUAAUAAUAAUAAUAAUAAUAAUAAUAAUAAUAAUAAUAAUAAUAAUAAUAAUAAUAAUAAUAAUGAUACUAAUGAUAAUAAUGGUGAAAAUAAUGAAGAAUAUACUUGUAAAAAAGAAUCUACUACUCCAUUUGAAAUUGAUAUAAAUGAAACAUUUGGUUCAUUUUUAUUGGUUUUAGAUGGUCCAGUUUCAAUAAAUAAUUCAAAACCUAUUGGUCCUGGAAAACUUAUUGUAUUUAAUAGAAAAUCAAAUAAUAAUAAUAAUAAUAAUAAUAAUAAUAAUUGUACAAAUAAUAAUAGUAAUAUAAAUAAUAAUAGUGGUGGUAGUGAUAAUAUAGAUAUAGAUAAUGAAAAUUGUACCUUUAAUAGAGUUUCAAUAACAUCUAAAUCAAAUUCAAGACUUUUAUUCUUUUCAUCAAAACAAAUUCAAGAACCAAUAUUUAAAUAUGGACCAUUUGUAAUGAGUGAUAUGAAUGAUAUUCAUCAAUGUUUCAUUGAUUUUGAAUAUGGUCUUUAA